AUGGAUGCCACGCAGUUUGCUGCCCUGAUGGACCUCCUGCGCCAGACUCUCACCGCUGCGGUGCAGGGGGCGGCUAGAUCAACAGCCCCAGACCCCCGGUUGCAAAGACCUACUAAAAUGACGGCCGAGGAUCGACCAGAAGCCUACUUGGAGGUGUUUGAGGCCAUGGCGACCUCGGCCGGGUGGGCUCCAGAGCAGUGGGCUAGCUGCCUACUGCCUCAGCUCACGGGUGAGGCGCAAGCAGCGGCGAGGACACUGUCCCCGGAGGCUAUGAUGGAUUACCCAACUCUGAAGGCGGUCAUCCUUAAUCGCGUGGGGGCCACGCCCGAGGGGUAUCGGAAAAAAUUCCGGGGGGAACAGUUUGCGGCAGAGGAGCACCCCCGAACCAUUGCCCACCGCCUGAAAGAUUACGCCCUAGGUUGGCUGAACCCGGACGUAAACACCAAAGCCAGGUUGGUGGAGAUGGUGGUGGUGGAGCGCUUCCUGGAGUGUCUGGCCCCGGGUCCUCGGCUGUGGGUCCAGCGACAGGCACCGCUCAUUUUAUGA
This is a messenger RNA of Acipenser ruthenus (sterlet), 546 nucleotides long. Its product is annotated as SCAN domain-containing protein 1-like. Bases 1 to 546 code for a protein of 181 amino acids. Lineage: Eukaryota; Metazoa; Chordata; Actinopteri; Acipenseriformes; Acipenseridae. The record is from RefSeq and is a predicted model, not a curated record. The transcript has a single exon.